Messenger RNA from Trichoderma atroviride IMI 206040, 1398 nucleotides. RefSeq lists its product as uncharacterized. NCBI's taxonomy places the organism in Eukaryota, Fungi, Ascomycota, Sordariomycetes, Hypocreales, Hypocreaceae. The record is from RefSeq and is a predicted model, not a curated record. Gene Ontology annotation, cellular component: cytoplasm. Gene Ontology annotation, molecular function: amidophosphoribosyltransferase activity. Gene Ontology annotation, biological process: purine nucleotide biosynthetic process; purine nucleobase biosynthetic process.
AUGCAUGUGGAUUCGUUGUUCAGGCUACGUGGCAGCGAAGGCAUUGGGCACGUGCGCUAUCCCACGAAUGACAACCACGCGGAUUCACAAAUCCAGCCCAUCAUUUUGGAUGGCUACCACAGGACUAGUCUCAGUCACAAUGGGCACUUGACCAACCCUCAGCAGUUGAAAGCAGAGCUUCGCAGAGACGGGCUUGAACCACGAGACAACGUUGGCGACACAGAGUUAAUGUAUUUGGUGCUCACCUCAGCUCUACGGGUCGGACAUGAAUCCAAAGCCUCUCCGAAUCAAAUAAUUUCAGCAGUUUCAGAGGUGUAUAAGCGCUGCCAGGGAUCUUUUGCGUGCAUCUGCAUGAUCCCUUCGUUCGGGGUAGUCGCUUUUCGAGAUCCUUACGGGAUCAAGCCGCUUGUUUUUGGCGAGCGCGGGCAGGGGUCCUCUGGUUCAGACUUCGCGAUCGCAAGUGAGAGUGUUGUCUUGCAAAAGCUCGGAUUUGAAAAUUUCCAAGACAUCAAACCUGGGCAAAUGGUUCUAAUUCCGUCUUCAUGGCGAGGCAACCAUCAACCGAAUUUUCAUCAAGUAGUCGCUCCUCGGUCAUACGCUCCGGACAUCUUUGAAUAUGUUUACCUGGCCCGGGCCGACAGCGUAAUUGAUGGCGUUAGUGUCUACGAUAGCCGCAGGCAAAUGGGCGAGGCACUGGCUCGAGCUGUGAAGGACAAGCUGGGACCGGUUGUCAAGACAAUUGACUGCAUCAUCCCCGUGCCAGACGGUGGCUAUAUUGGUGCUCUAGAGUCGGCAAGAGCUCUUGGCAAACCUGUCAGCCUCGGUUUCGUUCGCAAUCAACACUCUUGCAGAACUUUCAUCAUGCCCAAUCAAGAGCAGCGACUUCGAGGAGUGCGGCGCAAAUUGAGCACCGUCAAUGCCGAAUUUCAGGGCAGGAACGUGCUUAUCAUAGACGAUAGCAUUGUCCGAGGCACUACGUCCCGAGAAAUCGUGGCCAUGGCAAGAAAGGCGGGGGCUCGCAAGGUUUACUUGGCCAGCCUUUCACCAGCCAUUAGAUUUAAACACAUCUACGGAAUUGACCUCGCGGACGAAGAGAAGCUGGUCGCUCACAAGCGCACCGAUGAAGAAGUCUGUGCCAAUCUUGGCGCUGACGGGCUGGUCUAUUUGCCGCUACCAGAGCUUGUAGACGCCUGCCAAAGGUCAACAGUUGGGGAUGGACCACUAGGAUUCGAGGUUGGCCUAUUUUCAGGGAAUUACGUGACGGAGAGGUACCCUGUUCCCCCAGCGAAAUCUGGAAUUGAACGGCUAAACUCCCUGCCCCGGUUCUACGACACAGCGGAAUUUGGAGGUCUACAUACGGCAGCUUGUCAUGCUUUGAGAGGUACCCGCAUAUUAUAA